Molecule: messenger RNA, 1038 nt
Organism: Penicillium odoratum
Lineage: Eukaryota; Fungi; Ascomycota; Eurotiomycetes; Eurotiales; Aspergillaceae
Product: MDR family NADP-dependent oxidoreductase
Exons: 1
Coding region: 1-1038 (345 amino acids)
Molecular function (GO): oxidoreductase activity, acting on the CH-CH group of donors, NAD or NADP as acceptor
Source: RefSeq, a predicted model, not a curated record
AUGGUCAACAAGGCACUCAUCUUCAGCAAGGUCCCUGCGCCUGCGCAAUACCCCAAGGUUGGCGAGGAUCUCACCAUUGGUGAGGUUGGCUAUGGUCCCGAUGCCGCUGCCCCCGAGAACGGUGUCGUCCUCCAGUCCCUCUACAGCAGCUUUGAUCCUUACAUGCGGGGCCGUAUGCGCGCUCCCGAAACAAAGUCCUACUCUCCCCCCUUCGAGCUUGGAAAGCCUAUCGACAACAACACCAUUGGCAAGAUCCUGCGCUCCAACAAUGCCGACUUCAAGGAGGGCGACCUGGUGAUCGGCUUCUUGCCCAUCCAGGAGUACACCGUUCUGGACAGCCCCAAUAUGGUGCGCAUUAAGAAGAUCGACAACCCUCUUGGUCUGGAGGAUAUCCGUGUCUUCCUUGGCCCCCUGGGUAUGCCUGGAUUGACCGCGUACUCCUCCCUGUACGACAUCGGCAAGCCCAAGAAGGGCGAGACCAUCUUUGUGUCUGCUGCCAGUGGUGCCGUCGGCCAGCUGGUCGGUCAGCUCGCCAAGCACGAGGGUCUCCGUGUGAUCGGAUCCGUUGGCUCCGACGACAAGCUCGACUACAUCCUGAAGGAUCUUGGAUUUGAUGGCGGUUUCAACUACAAGAAGGAGAAGCCCGCUGAUGCGCUUAAGCGUCUUGCUCCCGAGGGUAUUGAUAUCUACUACGAGAACGUCGGUGGAGAGCACUUUGAGGCUGCCCUGGAUGCCAUGAACAACUUUGGCCGUUGUGUGAUGUGCGGUAUGAUCUCGCAGUACAACGCUAAGCCUUACCCCAUUACCAACCUCAUGCACCUUGUUGCCAAGCGCAUUACCUGCCGUGGCUUCAUUGUUGGUGAUGAGAACAUGGGCCCUGUCUACACCAAGGAGCACCAGGAGAACGUACAGAAGUGGAUCAAGGACGGUUCCUUCAAGGUUCUGAUUCACCAGACUGAUGGUAUUGACAACGCUGCUCAGGGUCUGCUUGAUAUCUACCACGGCAAGAACAUGGGCAAGGCUGUGCUGAAGUUCUAA